AUGGAUCUGCUGUCUCAGCUUUUCGAAGCAAACAGGCGCGAAAGCUCAGAACGAAACAUGGAAUCAAACCAAAGCUUUCCCUCCUCCAACCCCGCCCCCCAAUCUCCUCAAUCUCCUCAAUCUCCUCAAUCUAUCGCGUCAUCCAACCCGGGCUCGCCUGUCGUAUCCCUCUUCUCCGCGAGAGCCCAUAACAGAUUCCCCAGCUCGACAUCUUCGUUAGCCUCUUCACCCGGCUUGGGGAGUCUCACGGAGGGAUACAGCGUUAUGAAGACGCCUCUGACCGAUGUCAAAGAGGAUCCACUUGAGCGCGAAACGAGCUUGGUUGUGGGAAGCCCUUACUUUGCGGACUUCAACCAAGUUCACUCCGAUGAUGGCUAUCCCGUAGUGCUAGAGUCCUACGAAUACGACCUAUCAGAUGAUGUGGUCGAAAAGCCAGGUUCACCCAAGAAGCGAAAGUCAGAUAGCAACAGCACAGCUACAACUUUUCGCGGUAUCGCUGGCCUGAGUCACCGAUUUACUUCCAUGUCGUCGAAAUGGAGACACAAACAGAAGGUGGACACCGCUGCGGCGGUCUUGGAAAAAUAUGACGAAUCGCUACGAUCGCGUGCAAAUUCUGCGACGUCAACGUUGGUGAGCCCGGCUGUCAGCUCCCUAUCCAUCCGCCAAGGUCACCAUUCCCCCUCCCCAGCAAGAGCUGUCUUUGAGGAGCGGAUCAACGAGGCCGGUAUUGCACCCAUAGACGUUGAUAUGGCCAAUCGACAAAGUAUGGAAAGAGAACCAAAUGCAACCACACCCCUCCUGCCACCUCUGAUGGUAAAUCUCCCGAAUGGAGAUGAUAUAUCGCCAGCACAGUCGCCAUUACAGUCUCCCUCCGUGGCUGACGGGGCCAACCGCAACACCAUCGACCCUUCCAGACCCACAUGUCUACCUUCACCGCCGCUAUCCAAACAACCCUCAGUAUCAUCCAUGAAUGGCCAACUGGAGGGAGCCAAAUGUCCUGCCCCAUACCUCUCCCCGGUUGCAAUGCCGGAUACGGACGAUGAGUGGUCCGACAAGCUGGGCCAUGCGAAUUUCACCAUCCGACCUGAACCCUACCUCCCCGCUGCUCGAACGCUCGAGGCCUUUGACGAGCACUGGAACAACUGGGAACUUGCCCGCUACAACUAUGCGAAACACCUCACUCGCAUUUCAGAGCAUUACGGCGCAACGUCCAACAUCUACCGGCUCACAGAGGAGAAAUGGGAUUCGGUGGAGGCUCGGUGGCGAGAGAAUCACAACCAACUCGUCACGAGUCUGGAGGACGGCAAAGGCAAUCCCGUCAGCUUGCUACACAAGCCGGACAUCCACCCCGUCGAAGCCAUCAAAAUCCCCCACCUGGACGACAAGAGCAAAUUCCCCGACCGUGGCGAUGAGGAUAUUGUUGGUCCAAUGUCCGUGGCGCCAGUUCUGCAACAGUCUUCAUAUCCCUCGGGCAAAUCGUUACGGAAGCGAACGCUCUUUAAGUUCUUACAAGACUUGUUCUCCCCGAGCAUAAAAGCCUGA
Molecule: messenger RNA, 1542 nt
Organism: Histoplasma mississippiense
Lineage: Eukaryota; Fungi; Ascomycota; Eurotiomycetes; Onygenales; Ajellomycetaceae
Exons: 2
Coding region: 1-1542 (513 amino acids)
Source: RefSeq, a predicted model, not a curated record